UGAAAGCGUCAAAAUGUAACUAAAUUCGGUAAUUUUUUCGGUUUUAUUUUGAAGUAAAAGUGCCUUGAAUUUGUGCCUUAAAAAGAGUUUAACUAUUUUGAUUUUAAUUUAGUAAAUUUUAUAUAAUAAAAAUUGUUUCUAAUAAAAAAACUACACGUAAAAAGAACAAACUAAUCUCGCGGAAGCCAUUACAGAAUAAUUAAAACAAAACAGUGCUUUUAAUUCUAGAUUAAAAAAAAUAAACGUCAAAUUUCGAAACCCAAAAAACGAACAUUCGUGACGCCAUUUCGUUUUAAUUAAACUUUUUAAAAAUGGCGAACGUUGGAAAAGUUUUGGCGACGAUAAAAGCGGUGAUAACUAGAUUAGUAUUCGCUUGUCAUGGCAUCAUAGCAAUAUGGCAAGUGACCGUAUUUAAAGACGAUUUAGAAUAUUGGUAUUUAGCAUCACCAAUUAUGCUGUUAAUCUUCGAAGGAGUCUUCACGCUGACGAUCAAAGAAAACCAAGAAUGGAAAUGGUUUUGUCCAUCUGUCUUCAUAUACCUCGGUCUGGUAGUUCCAGCAAUAUGGCUGUUGGAACUACACAAGGUGGACCUUCGUCUGCAGAAGAAGAUGAUCAACGUCACUUAUGUGGAGACAGAGAUCCCCAUCCCUGGAGCGACGAAGAUCCCUACAGACAUGUGGGUGACGUUGAUAGAGCAGUUUCUGAUGCUGACCCUCAUUGUGGGACGAUGGUUGUUGCCCAAGGGCGACCUGACGAGAGACCAGCUCAGCCAACUACUCCUCGUCUACAUUGGUACCGCCGCAGACAUAAUAGAAUUCUUCGAUUCAUUCAAAGAUGAGAAGGUUGCGUCUGAGAAGGUGCUAGUUCUCCUAACCCUGGCCAUCUGGUCGUGGUCUCUGAUGCAGUUCACCGUCGUCCUGACGGCGACCAAGUCACGGAAGUCGCGUGGCACGGCUAAUAGGUCUGACAUGAACAGUCGUGCUUGUUGCUGUUCAAUCGAAGUUUGUGCUAUUAUGAUGAAUAUAGCCUUACAAGACGCGCCGUUUCUGGCGUUUCGGUUGCUAAUAAUCUGCCAUUACAAGAUCAUUAAUUAUAUGAAUAUUUUCUUCACGUGUAAGAAUACAUUGGUUAUCCUACUGCAAAUAUACAGGUUAUACGUGUUGCAUUUAGAAACAGUGGAUGAAGGUAAUGGCGGCUCUGUAUACAGGAAGAAGACAAAACAUAGGAAUCCUGACAGGAAAGAAAAGGAUAAAAAACACAGUAAGCAUAAAUCGAAAAAACACAAGAAGAAGCACGAAAUAGGAGAGACUUCAAUAUCUGUGAUCAGUGAGAGAAGACAUGACAAGGCUGAUGGCGGGAGAAUCAGAGCAAUAAUCCUGACAAAUUCUGAUGAAAUUAAAGAGUUGGAGCUUUCCAAACUUUUCAAAGAUCAAAUCUCGACGGAAAACGAAAAGAAGAAAGGAGGCAAGAAACGCCAAAAAACGGAGAGCUCUGAAGAAUCAUUGAACAACAUUCACCACACGACAGACGACUCGGGAAUUUGACAUCACCGGGUGCGGCGAGACAGCCCCAAACGCAGCCCGAGACAUAAAAAACACGAAGACAAACACAGAGACAAGAAGAAAAGCAAAAAGAAGCGGGAAUCAACUGACAGCGAUUCUGACAGCUCGAGUUGAAGGCUGUUUGCGUAAUGCCUUUGCGUAAAAUUCUGUCUAUGGUCGAAGUUUAAAAAGUUAAACUUCUUUUUUUGGGAGUUUAUGGUUGACGUGGAAUGGGAUACUUGGAUAUUGGAUUUUGUAUUAUAGUGUAAGGUGUAAUUCUAAAAAUUGUUGUUUAAUGGGAAGUUGUAAAUAAUAUUAUAUUGCUAUUAGAGAUUGGUAGAAUAAGGUUUAUCAAUUUAAUUUUAUUCUAUUAAGUACAUAUUUAAAAAUACGUUGAAAAUUUAACUAUUAGUCUUAUAAUAUUGUCCAAAAUUAAAGGACAUCUUCAUAUCAUAGAAAUAUAUGAAAUUAAAUUAUUAAGGAGGCCUACGUUUAACAUAGAUUCUUAAGUAUAAAUGUUACAAGUUAACAACUACAAAAUGUUGUAGUUACAUUAAUACACAUGAAUACAGUUCACAAUUGUAUUGAACUGACAAGACAAAGUCACCCGUCGAAGAGGAAUGUCGUUAUACAUUUUAACUUAGAUCAAACUGACUUUCCUCCGCUCUGCUAAUAUUUUCGUCCCCGACAGGGUCCACAAGGUAUUGUAAAUCUAAACCAUCCCAGACGCUAGAAAAAGGUUUAAAAAAAUCAUUCAAAUCAGUCCAGCCGUUUAGGAGUUCGGUCGGUUUGGUCCGGCAGUGACACACACGUUAAGUAGAAUUGUACUUGUAAAAAUAAAUAAUUUAUAUCUAUACUUAUACUUACUAA
Trichoplusia ni (cabbage looper) is the source of this 2411-nucleotide messenger RNA. Its product is annotated as transmembrane protein 26. The coding region runs from base 312 to 1544 and encodes 410 amino acids. The record is from RefSeq and is a predicted model, not a curated record. The transcript has 9 exons. Lineage: Eukaryota; Metazoa; Arthropoda; Insecta; Lepidoptera; Noctuidae.